AAGUAACAUCUCGUUGAGCACGAGUUAUCAUUUGGAGCACGCCGUUCAUCAAAUACUGCUGUAUGGUGUAUGCACAUAAAUGUCAUGUGAAACAGAAAUUAGGAACAAGAUGCUAUCGCCUUGGUUGUUGCUUUAUAUGGUAUUGAUAUAUGGAUGCCCUGUGGUAAUGUCCAAAUAUGGCUACAAUACAACAAAGCAUAAAGAAAACAACAUUGAGAAGAUAACAAAGGCAAGAACAGGUGAUAAAAGAUUUUUGAAAAUUCCUGGUCAGAAAUUAUUACGACAAGAGGCAGCGGUUGGAAGACAAAAUGAAACAGAAAAUCAGUCGAAUAAUAAACUAAAAAACCUAGAACUUAUCACGAAAAAGUAUAUACAAAAUCCCAUGAACAAACUACCUAAAAAACACGUCACAAGACCGGCGUUAGACGCAUCGCAACAGCACCGACGUCGGAGAAUUCGACGUCAACAAGACUUGCACAUGGAUUCAUAUGGAGAAAUUCGAAAUAUCAGCACCCUACUAGAACCCCUUAUACAUGAAAUUAUCAAAGCUGAGAAAAACCAAACUUUAUUUAAUUCCACGAAAUUUGAACAUAUGAAAUCGAUGUUAGAUAACUACAUGAAAACCCUAACCACCCAAGCACCUGCGCUAGACAAAAUAACAUUCUCUACAACUCCGAAACCACGUUUGACCACGCCUGAACCCUGGUUUUAUCACUCAACAGACAGCAAUGGGUACAUCGUUCUUGGUGGAGGCGAAGAUGACGAAGGCGGUGACGACACCGAUAACCCAGAAUACAGCGGUAACCUAAGCGGAAGCGGUGACACCAACCACACUGGUAAACAAGCUGUUAGCAUCCAUCCAUCUUCGCCCGCUGUAGUAGAUAAAACGCUCGAAGAGGAAAUGGGAUUUGUUGUUGUAGCAGAGAGUUCAGCCAAUGAUAAACAGAGUGCAAGAAAUUCAACCAAUAAAAACCGACCGACCACAAAGGCUUUAACUACAAAGGGACAUAUCUCCCCAAUCCCUCCAAUAAAAGAAGCAUUUCUUGACAUAAAUUAUUACGGACCUUGUUUAUUUUGCAAGAUAAAAGAAACAUCAAAAACAAGAAGAAAAAAAAGAAAAACAUUUCGACAAAGUUUAGAGAACUUCGAUUUUGUUCUGCUGGCCCAAAAACAUCCUUCUGGUAUAUAUUCAGCUGUUCUGUCAUUACGAAGUGAAAAUAUUUUGUUCCCUUCACAUAACUACAUUAAAAUUCAUGUACCGCUUACAUGCGGCUGCUUUGCAAGUGCGGGAAACACCAGAUACAUUUUGGCGGGAAAUAAAAUGCAGGACAAACUCGUGUUGAAUAAUCACAUUCCACUGUAUGACAUAACGGAUUACAAACAAGUUCAGCAGAUUCAUGAUGCUAUGGUAUGAUAUUUAACGCGGGAAAACUCGUUUUGUAAAUGAUCGUCAUACUUGAAGUAAAAAUAAUUGUAUUAAAACGAAAUUUCCGUAGCUUCGUGGAAAAAUAAUUGAGAACUUCGUGAAAAAAUAAUGGAAAAUCUCAAAAGACAAAAAAGCGAGAAAAACGGAAGACAUCAUGAAUUUUGGAAAAGACGUAAUAAACAUUGCUUAUAGUUGACUGCGCAUGCGUGCUAUUCACGCCUUACUAAUUCUGGCACAAGCUCUAACUAUAGAUGCUUUUGUACAUAGAGAGAAAAAAAAAAGAAAGACUGGAAUUUCUGACAGUUUGAAUAAAAAUGUUAGAAGCUAUAACUUGAAAGUACUAUCGUUUUAUGAUAAUAGAGAUUAUGAAAAUGAAAAUAUAUCGUUAACCUCGUUAUGAGGAAGAUAAAUUAUUAGAAUCGAGGCCAGAUAAUGUUGUAAAAUAUAACAUGAUGUAUAUUGAGAUUAAAAUAAAUGUAUAU
Molecule: messenger RNA, 1908 nt
Organism: Hydractinia symbiolongicarpus
Lineage: Eukaryota; Metazoa; Cnidaria; Hydrozoa; Anthoathecata; Hydractiniidae
Exons: 5
Coding region: 80-1414 (444 amino acids)
Source: RefSeq, a predicted model, not a curated record